UACGUAUCUCUACAAAUAAAUACAAUUCGAACCAUGCCCAGUGAUAAUUGCCUUGCAUUCACGAUCUGGAUCAAAAGGGAUAAAACAAUGAGCUAAUGUGUAUAAAUACAUGUGUAACAGGUCGAAUAUAUAUGCUACCGGAACAUUUCUUACCGUUUGUGAACACAUACAUAUGUACAUAUAUAUAUGAUGCAUUCAAACCGUGGUAUUGAUACAAGCUCUGACAGGUUUUCCAGUAGAACAUCAGUAUACAACUAUCCUGAACAUUUGAAUCCAUUUAACGAUGAAGACAAUCAUAAGCGCUUACGGUUUUGGAGAUUAUCAAAAUCCAAUGAAAAUUCGAAACAAAGAAGUUUCUCUAUUGGAAACUUGCGAGACAUCUGGAAUUUUAGAUCAUUUAACUUAAAAAAGAAAUCAUCGACUUUGGGUAUUCAGAAAACAUCUGAAAGUCCCCCUGUCUUGCGGAGAAGUUUUGGACCAAACACGCCGUAUUUUCAUCCAGGAGAACAGAUCGCAGGCAGACAUUCUAUGCAGAAUUUAAAUGUCCCUUUUAGUGCGGCAUCGAGCAAAGUAAACGGCAACCCUUAUCAACGUAGCACUAAUUUUGAUAGAUGCUCAACGCCACAGCCUCAUCAUUACCAGAGAAUCAGAUCUUCGUACUCUAGUCUAUCGAGCACUAAUCCAUUUGAAAGUGAAGUUGAGUCUGAUGUUAAUCAUAGUGGAUGCUCUACAGUUGGUCUUCGCCCAAAAUCUUAUCGAAAAAAAAAGAGGAAAGCCCCGUCAGUUCCGACUAAAAACAUGGUCACGGAUCCUUUAAACGAUCCUGAAAAAAACUCGAUUGGCUCCCCUCAUAGUCCCAAUAUGGAAGCUAUGGAUAUAAAGUCACUUACAAGUGAAAUAGAGAGAUUUGUACACAGAGAUGAGACUUCGAUAAAUAAAUCACUUACAUCGAAAUCUUUAUUGGACUCCGAAACGGCACAAAGUGACGCAGCGGAUAUUAGCGUAUUAAGUAUCACUGAAAAUGCCAAUAAUAAUACAUCUAAUGAGAAAACAGUUUUUCAUGCGAAAGAAGACAGUUGUGAAAAAAUUACUGUACCAUAUAAAAAAAAUCUUAAAACCUGUGACGUUGCGGAUAUUAGCGUAUUAAGUAUCACUGAAAAUGCCAAUAAUAAUAUAUCUGAAGAAAUUGCUGUACCAAAUAUAGAAAGUCCUAAAACCUGUGACGCAGCGGAUAUAAGCGUAUUAAGUAUCGAUGAAAAUACCAAUAAUAAUAUAUCUAUAGAAAACAAUAUUUGUCAUGCGAAAGAAGACAAUUCUGUAGAAAUUGCUGUACCAAAUAUAGAAAAUCCUAAAACCUGUGACGCAGCGGAUAUAAGCGUAUUAAGUAUCGAUGAAAAUACUAAUAAUAAUAUAUCUAUAGAAAACAAUAUUUGUCAUGCGAAAGAAGACAAUUCUGUAGAAAUUGCUGUACCAAAUAUAGAAAAUCCUAAAACCUGUGACGCGAACAGUAGCUCAAUGCAAGCGACAAGUCGAAGUUAUGAAAAUAAUUUCAGUUGUUUGGAAAAUAAAAGUUAUAAAAAUAAUAACAUCGUUAGAAGUUCUGAAUAUUUCAACAAACCAUUAACUAUUUUUGAAAAGUCAGAGAGCGAUGUUCACCGUUCAGACAAAAAAUCAAAAACUGAAAAGGCUAAAUCUGUGAAAGAAAUAAUUGAUUCUAUAAAUCGUAGCCAACAAUUACUUAAAGAAAGUGCUGCUAAAGGUACAAAGGUAUAUUCAACUUCUUUGUAUACUAAAAGCAACAUAACACCAACUGAUGAUCACAACAAAAAUAAUGUUACGAUAGACAAUUCUUCCUUUGAUAACCAUUUACAUUUACAACAAAGUGAUUUUCAUAAAAAUAAAAUAAAUAAGAUAGUCUUUGAAUGUCGAGAGUCGUCACCAACCUCAUCAAACUUAGAUUGGAAUCCUGUGCCAAAACCAAAAAGAAUUAAUAGUGAUCUGACAAUAAAGGAUAUAAAUGAUCCUUAAAAUUGCUACAAUGUUUAUAAAUAAAUAUUUAUGAAGAUAAAAAAGUAGAAUUCUGCAAUAUAAUGUUCAACAUUGAAUCCUUGUAAUCCUUGUAUCAAAUUAUUUAAAAUUAGCCGUUGAAUGUGUGUAAUCUCUAUUGCUUGCAUAUUUUGUAAUAAGACUAAGAGAUAAAUAUUUCCGCUGAAGUGAUAAAAGUUAUGUUAUUUUUUUGUUAAACUCGCUCACAAAGUAAAAGCACUAUUUAAAUAAGCAAUCCUUUAAUUAUAUUUAAAAAAAAAAAACAAU
This is a messenger RNA of Drosophila novamexicana, 2313 nucleotides long. Its product is annotated as MATH and LRR domain-containing protein PFE0570w. The transcript has 6 exons. Lineage: Eukaryota; Metazoa; Arthropoda; Insecta; Diptera; Drosophilidae. The record is from RefSeq and is a predicted model, not a curated record. The coding region runs from base 187 to 2028 and encodes 613 amino acids.